Molecule: messenger RNA, 552 nt
Organism: Ambispora leptoticha
Lineage: Eukaryota; Fungi; Glomeromycota; Glomeromycetes; Archaeosporales; Ambisporaceae
Source: the annotation of a GenBank genome assembly
AUGGUGGAACAAGAUACUUCCAAUUAUUUCUCCCCUAUUCGCCCAAGACGUAGGUGGACUCCAAGCGAAACUGCAGAUCUAAUUGACGGAUGCUAUACUCAUGGUGUUGGUGAUUGGGCCAAAAUUCUUCAUGACCCGAAAUACAAUUUCCAGGAUAGAAGGCCAGUGGAUUUGAAGGACAAGCAAGAAUACGCACGGCUAUAUAACAGACAGCCGCGUUCGGAAUCAAGGUACUCGCCGUACGCAAACCCACCACCAUUUACGCUGUGCAAGCCGAACAGGAAGAAACACGCGUUUACGGCAGAAGAAGAUACUAAGCUGUUGCGUGGAAUUGAAACAUACGGCCGAUUUUGGUCGAAAAUAAUUAAGGACGAAAGCCUUGGACUGGCACAUAGAAGUGCCAGUGAUCUUAAGGAUCGUUGUAGAACUGCGUUCCCUGAGAAAUAUAAGUAUUUCGGCUUCAAGGAACGGAAUUCUAUGCCUCAGAGCCCUAGUUCUUCGUCGUCUUUAAGAGCUUCAUCUAUACAACGUAAUACUCCACAGCGGAUAUAA